Rhea pennata is the source of this 3980-nucleotide messenger RNA. It is a transcript of the gene POLR2B, whose product is annotated as RNA polymerase II subunit B. Gene Ontology annotation, biological process: DNA-templated transcription. Gene Ontology annotation, cellular component: RNA polymerase II, core complex. Gene Ontology annotation, molecular function: ribonucleoside binding; DNA binding. Lineage: Eukaryota; Metazoa; Chordata; Aves; Rheiformes; Rheidae. The coding region runs from base 86 to 3640 and encodes 1184 amino acids. The transcript has 24 exons. The record is from RefSeq and is a predicted model, not a curated record.
CUUUCGCUGGUGGCGGCCCGCGGUUUCCCCGCGCUCCUCGCUCUUGUGUCGGCCGCUGCCGCUCGCGGCUCCCCUCGCCGCCGCCAUGUACGACGCGGAUGAAGAUAUGCAAUAUGAUGAGGAUGAUGAUGAAAUCACUCCUGACUUGUGGCAAGAAGCAUGCUGGAUUGUUAUUAGCUCCUACUUUGACGAGAAAGGCCUGGUCAGGCAACAGCUGGAUUCUUUUGAUGAGUUUAUUCAGAUGUCUGUGCAGAGAAUUGUUGAAGAUGCUCCACCAAUUGAUUUACAAGCUGAAGCCCAGCAUGCCACAGGAGAAGUGGAAGAGCCACCCCGCUAUCUGCUGAAGUUUGAACAAAUCUAUCUCUCCAAACCAACACACUGGGAGAGAGAUGGUGCACCAUCCCCCAUGAUGCCAAAUGAAGCCAGACUAAGAAACCUCACGUAUUCAGCCCCUCUGUACGUGGAUAUAACUAAAACGGUUAUUAAAGAAGGGGAAGACCAGUUACAGACACAGCAUCAGAAAACUUUUAUAGGAAAAAUCCCUAUUAUGUUACGUUCAACGUACUGCUUGUUGAAUGGCUUAACUGACCGUGAUCUUUGUGAACUGAAUGAAUGCCCUCUUGACCCUGGUGGCUACUUUAUCAUUAAUGGAUCAGAAAAGGUUCUGAUUGCUCAGGAGAAAAUGGCUACAAACACGGUGUAUGUGUUUGCAAAGAAAGAUUCAAAAUAUGCCUACACAGGAGAGUGUAGAUCUUGUCUGGAAAAUUCUUCUCGGCCAACAAGUACUAUAUGGGUUAGCAUGCUGGCCAGAGGUGGGCAGGGUGCAAAGAAGAGUGCUAUUGGCCAGCGCAUUGUAGCAACUUUGCCAUAUAUCAAACAAGAAGUGCCCAUCAUAAUUGUCUUCCGUGCGCUAGGGUUUGUGUCCGACAGGGACAUUUUAGAGCACAUCAUUUACGAUUUCGAAGACCCAGAAAUGAUGGAAAUGGUCAAGCCUUCUUUGGAUGAAGCGUUUGUCAUCCAGGAACAAAAUGUCGCUCUAAACUUCAUUGGAUCAAGAGGUGCAAAGCCAGGUGUCACCAAAGAGAAAAGAAUCAAGUAUGCUAAAGAAGUCUUGCAGAAAGAAAUGCUCCCACAUGUUGGUGUCAGUGACUUUUGUGAAACCAAAAAGGCCUAUUUUCUAGGGUACAUGGUUCAUAGAUUGUUGCUGGCAGCCCUGGGAAGAAGAGAGCUUGAUGACAGAGAUCACUAUGGCAACAAAAGACUGGAUCUUGCUGGACCACUGUUAGCUUUCCUGUUCAGAGGAAUGUUUAAGAAUUUGCUGAAGGAAGUGAGAAUAUAUGCACAAAAAUUUAUUGACAGAGGGAAAGAUUUCAACUUGGAACUGGCAAUUAAAACAAGAAUUAUUUCAGAUGGUUUGAAGUAUUCAUUGGCUACUGGAAACUGGGGUGAUCAGAAGAAAGCUCAUCAGGCAAGAGCAGGAGUAUCUCAGGUGCUAAACCGUCUGACGUUUGCAUCUACUCUGUCCCACCUGAGACGCCUGAAUUCUCCAAUUGGUAGAGAUGGUAAACUAGCAAAGCCCAGACAGCUGCACAAUACACUGUGGGGAAUGGUUUGCCCUGCUGAGACUCCAGAGGGCCACGCAGUAGGGCUUGUGAAGAACCUAGCCCUGAUGGCUUACAUUUCCGUGGGGUCUCAGCCAUCCCCAAUUUUGGAAUUCUUGGAAGAGUGGAGUAUGGAAAACUUGGAAGAAAUAUCUCCUGCAGCAAUAGCUGAUGCUACUAAGAUUUUUGUUAAUGGCUGCUGGGUAGGAAUACACAAAGAUCCAGAACAACUUAUGAAUACUCUAAGAAAGCUGCGUCGUCAGAUGGACAUCAUUGUGUCGGAGGUCUCAAUGAUUAGGGAUAUCCGGGAACGAGAAAUCCGCAUCUAUACGGAUGCAGGCAGAAUUUGUCGACCCCUUUUAAUUGUGGAAAAACAGAAGUUGCUGUUGAAGAAAAGGCAUAUUGACCAACUGAAGGAGCGAGAGUAUAACAAUUACAGCUGGCAGGAUCUUGUGGCCAGUGGUGUAGUGGAGUAUAUUGAUACCCUGGAAGAAGAGACUGUGAUGUUGGCAAUGACUCCAGAUGACUUGCAAGAAAAAGGUGUUGCAUAUUGCUCAACGUACACACACUGUGAGAUUCACCCAUCUAUGAUCCUGGGAGUAUGUGCAUCUAUUAUCCCUUUCCCUGAUCACAACCAGUCUCCUAGGAACACAUACCAAUCUGCUAUGGGUAAGCAGGCUAUGGGAGUUUACAUUACAAACUUCCAUGUUCGUAUGGAUACGCUGGCACAUGUGCUGUAUUAUCCUCAGAAGCCCCUUGUAACAACUCGUUCCAUGGAGUACUUGCGAUUCAGAGAGUUACCAGCAGGUAUCAACUCGAUUGUAGCCAUUGCAUCGUACACAGGCUAUAACCAGGAAGACUCUGUCAUCAUGAACCGUUCUGCUGUGGACAGAGGCUUUUUCAGAUCUGUGUUCUAUCGCUCAUACAAAGAGCAAGAGUCCAAAAAAGGGUAUGACCAAGAAGAAGUUUUUGAAAAGCCUACCCGUGAAACUUGCCAAGGCAUGAGACAUGCUAUCUAUGAUAAACUUGAUGAUGAUGGUUUGAUAGCCCCUGGGGUACGUGUGUCUGGGGAUGAUGUCAUUAUUGGCAAAACAGUAACUCUGCCAGAAAAUGAAGAUGAACUGGAAAGCACUAACAGACGUUUCACAAAGAGAGACUGUAGCACUUUUCUGCGAACUAGUGAGACUGGUAUUGUAGAUCAGGUCAUGGUAACCCUUAACCAGGAAGGAUACAAGUUCUGCAAAAUUAGGGUACGCUCCGUUAGAAUCCCACAAAUUGGAGAUAAAUUUGCCAGCAGACAUGGUCAGAAGGGAACCUGUGGAAUUCAAUACAGGCAGGAGGAUAUGCCCUUCACCUGUGAAGGCAUCACACCUGAUAUAAUCAUCAAUCCCCAUGCCAUCCCUUCCCGUAUGACCAUUGGUCACUUGAUUGAAUGUCUUCAGGGGAAGGUAUCGGCAAACAAGGGCGAAAUUGGUGAUGCUACGCCUUUUAAUGAUGCUGUCAAUGUGCAGAAGAUUUCCAAUCUCUUAUCAGAUUAUGGCUAUCAUCUAAGAGGAAAUGAGGUCCUCUACAAUGGAUUCACUGGCCGAAAAAUCACGUCACAGAUUUUCAUCGGUCCUACCUAUUAUCAGCGAUUGAAGCACAUGGUAGAUGACAAAAUCCAUUCUCGUGCAAGAGGGCCAAUCCAGAUCCUUAACAGGCAGCCCAUGGAAGGUAGAUCUCGUGAUGGUGGCCUUCGCUUUGGAGAAAUGGAGCGAGACUGCCAGAUUGCUCAUGGAGCAGCCCAGUUCUUGAGAGAGAGAUUAUUUGAAGCUUCAGACCCAUACCAAGUCCAUGUCUGUAACCUCUGUGGAAUCAUGGCAAUUGCAAACACAAGGACUCACACCUAUGAAUGCCGGGGAUGCCGUAAUAAAACUCAGGUAGGUGUGACUUUCAUCAGCCAGUGUUUCUCAUGGUGGGUAAGAGGCAAUGUCAUGGAGGUGAACAGGACGAUGGAGAAGUGGAUGGCUAAAGAAACUGCUGAACAAUUGCUAGGUUAGCUUCGUAAGUACAAAUGUUUAAGCGUUUACAGUGUGUUAGUUAACUGAGAUAUUUCCUUCUGAGUUUUGAGUAUUGGUUUGUCACUUGGCAGGAAAUGUCGUUCAAGUAUUUUGCAGUGCAGGGUUUUCAGAGACUUGAAAAGUAAAGACUUGAGAGCUUAUUUAUAGACUAUUGAAAUAGUAAAACUCUGAAUCACAAGAAUUCAGAGCUGUCACCCUUGUGACUGUCCCUGUGAAGAUGUUAUGUUCCCAAAGCUCUACAGUGUAUGCUUGGUUACAGAGCUAUGUCAAGGGAGUGGCAGCACGGAUAAAAAUAGUUGUCUUGAACAAUCUUGUUCUU